This is a messenger RNA of Clupea harengus (Atlantic herring), 3517 nucleotides long. RefSeq names its product multidrug and toxin extrusion protein 1-like. The transcript has 17 exons. The record is from RefSeq and is a predicted model, not a curated record. Bases 1157 to 2914 code for a protein of 585 amino acids. Gene Ontology annotation, molecular function: antiporter activity; xenobiotic transmembrane transporter activity. NCBI's taxonomy places the organism in Eukaryota, Metazoa, Chordata, Actinopteri, Clupeiformes, Clupeidae. Gene Ontology annotation, cellular component: membrane. Gene Ontology annotation, biological process: xenobiotic detoxification by transmembrane export across the plasma membrane.
GACCGAGGCAGCCACCCCACAUUUUGGGAUGUGGGCGACUGGAGUUGGUGGUGCCGUCAGGAAGAAGGGUGCAGGAGAUGGUGUUUUUUUUUUACAAAAAUAUCCUUCUUUAUUUAAAAGAAACAUUUGCCCACAAAAGAAAACAAACGCGGUCGAAGUGCUACAUUAAACUACAGAACAGAAUUCUCUAUGCACAUUCAAGUAGGCACAAUUCUCUAUAUACAUUCUAACUAGGCACAAUUCUCUAUGCACAAUUCUAAGCACAUUCUAACUAGGCGCAGUUCUCUAUGAACAUUAGGCACACAAACUAGGCACACAAACUAGGCACACAGUGUUCACACUUCUAAACACCGUUUUCCACUUCAACUCACAGCAGGUAAGUGUUUUUUUUCGCCCAUGCCUUCUCAAUGCUCUCCCUCUGUGGACAGUGAGCUCAUCUCUUUGUGAUUGAGAAGUUUGGGUCUGAGCUACAGAUAGGGUUAGCACACGCUGUUCUUGUAAACAUACGGAGAUGGACUAUCUAACUGUGGAAGAAGGAAAUAGGACACAUGCUACAGUACAGGGUGAAAUAUUCGAGUGUUAGUUGAUUGGUUUGGUAAUGUACUUGUCAAGUUAUGAUUGAUUAGGAAGAAGUGCGCCAAUGCGAUGUCAGUUUUGGGACUUAAGAAACUUAGACUUCUCUGAACAAGUCGGAGACUGGCAACUCAGUGUCUCAGAGACUACUGAAUCAGCUUUGUGAAGAGACUCUCUCCCUCUGUACGCACAGAUGCAAGAAUAUAGCCUCUGAUUGAUUGCUCCCUGGAACUCCUUCUCUGUGAUAGUAAAAACUGCUAUCAGUGCUUUGGUUGUAUGAUUAGUUCAGAGAGGACAAAGUAUUCCUUUGUUACGGAGGGCGGUCUCUGAUCACCCAUGAGCAGUAUUGGUGGUGGAAGUGGAUUAUCAAAGUGUGUGUGUGUGCACGAGCUGAGCUGAGUGGCUGGGAAGAGAGCAACAAAGAAAGCUGAGCAUUUUAAGGGUGACUUUACACAGCCUGCGUUUCUGUCACACUGUGUGUUUCACCAUGCAAAGUGAGUACGGGCCAAAGCUCAAAAGUCAGAGGGGGCAGACUUGAGGCUUGAGAACAGCAUUCAUCGGUGAGCGCUUCAAACCUUAAGAAAUGUUUUCCUCAGCGGAGGAGCCCAGUGCCAAGCUGUUCUGCUGCGGCCCUCUGAGGCGCUGGGUCCCUCUGGCCCUCAGGGAAGAGCUCUACCACAUCCUGUGCAUGACCGGACCCCUGCUUUCCUACCGCGUUCUGAAUUUCCUGACUCCAUUUGUUGUAACAAUGUUUUGUGGUCGCCUUGGGAACACCGUGCUGGCGGGCUAUGCCAUGGCAUCCGUGAUUACAAGUGUAACCACUUUAGCAACCGGCGGAGGACUAAUCCUAGCAUGUAACACUUUAAUAUCUCAGACGUUUGGGGCGAAGAACCUGCUGCGUGUGGGGGUCAUCCUGCAGAGGAGCGUCAUCAUCCUGCUGCUCUUCUGUCUGCCCUGCUGGGCACUGCUGCUCAACACCCAGGCCAUCCUGCUGCUGCUGGGACAAGAGCCCGAGGUGGCCAGGAUAGCGCAGAUAUAUGUCAUGGCAUGUAUACCUGCAGUUCCGGCAAUCUUUUUACACCUCUUACUGGUGGCUUACCUACAGAAUCAGGGUGUGAUCUUGCCCCAGAUGUACAUGAGUGCUGUGGGUGCUGUGGCUACCUUGCUGAUUAACUAUAUCUGUGUCUCCUGGCUGGACCUCGGCGUUGUAGGUUCUGCUGCAGCCAACUCAGUCUCCCAGAUCAUCAACUUUCCUCUUUUAUUGGCUUACAUAAUGUGGAGGAAGCUGCAUGUUAAAACCUGGGAUGGUUGGAGUAGAGAGAGCCUGCAUGAGUGGGGGUCCUUCAUGAAGCUGGCCAUUCCCAGUGCCGCCAUGUUUUGUUUAGAGUGGUGGGUUUAUGAAUUUGGAGGACUCUUUGCAGGUAUGUUGAGUGAAGAUGACUUGGCAUCACAACACGUUGUCAUGAUGAUAGCAUUUCUAAAUUACAUGGUUCCUCUGAGCAUCCAAGGGGCCACAUGUGUUCGUGUGGGCAAUGCACUGGGUGCAGGAGACACUGCAGGGGCUAUCAGAACUGGCAGGGUGUGUCUUGCCCUUGCAGCCGUGUUAGCAGUUUUUCAGGGUGUUAUCCUGGCCUCUACAAAGUCAGUCAUUGGCUUUAUUUUCACUUCUGAUGAAAAAAUUGCAGAGCGGGUCUCUGGAAUUUCCACUGUUUACUGUGUCUCGCAGUUUUUCGAUGGCCUUGUGUGUGUGAGCAUGGGUAUUCUCCUGGGUGCAGGCCGGCAGAGGAUAGCUGCCGUUGCUAAUCUCUUUGGCUACUACUGCAUUGGACUUCCUGUUGGCAUUGCACUGAUGUUUUCUGCAGGACUACGAGUGACAGGCUUUUGGCUUGGUCUGUUGAUCAGUGUCUGUGUUCAGACGACAUUUUUCCUCACCACCAUCUCCAAAAUGAACUGGAAGAUUAUAACCAAAGAGGCAGUUGCACGUGCAGGAGUUAAUGUCUGCAAGACCCUUGUGCCUGAACCUGAUCCUGAACAGAUUACUCUGGAGAGCAACAGAGUGGCAGAGAACGGCCAUGGGUCUUUGGUCCAUCAGGGGCAGGAAGGGCUGAGAGCUCAGAGUAGUGAGGGGCAGCAGCCUGCAGCUCUGCUCUCCUCCUCUCAGCUCCUCCUCAGGAGAGGCUUCACCGCACUGGCCACCCUCCUCAUCCUCGCUGUGGGAGUCACAGUCCACCUCCUCCUGCCUCUACCGGAGUCGUCCUGGGCCUCAAGAACCAACGUCACCAUAGAGGCUGGAAACUGGACCACUGCCACUCCACUGGAACAAACUACACUAGCGAUGUAAACCAAAGGGACUGGGUCAAAAAACUCUAAAUGUACAGUACAUACAUACAGUAUGCCUGUGCCUGUGUCUGACCUUCUGAGCUUCAUCCGUAACACAUUAACUUUUUCUCAUGACUUGUCCACACUUUGCUUCUAUGAAUGAGAAAAAAGCUCAGUAUGUAUGCAUAAAGAACAUGAAUGGGACACGUGAAUGUUCCCGCUUUUUGUUUUUCUUUGUUCAAAAUAAAAAAUAUUAUUCUGAGGGUGAGAACUUUGUUGGGGAGGGGGCAUGUGGUGACCCCUGAUGACACAGGUGAAUAUGGAACCUACUUUAAUCAUUUGAUUUGCUCAAGAGGGGAAGUGGAACAGGGUGUUGUUUUGUUGACCUAAGAUAGUCUUGUAAAAAGUAAGCACAAUUAACUGUGCUGUUAGUACAUUAGAAAUAUGCAAUAAUAAACCAAUGUAUUUCUUUAUAUAUUUCACUGAAAUAUACUUAUAAUACACUUCUAUACAUAUUAAAGAGGAGCCAUUUUUAACUAGUUGUAUUUAAAUGUACCAGCAAUAUAUUGAUUCAACAGUACGUUUAAAUUAUGCUUUAACUGUAUUAAAGUUCACUCUUAUAUGA